AUGGUCGAGUACGUGUAUACCGACGUCCACAUGAACGCCAUUCUUCAGCUACCAUACAAGAAGUCGAAAGAUUUGGUGGUGGAUACCGACAAUCAGCGCGUCAUCAUCCACGUGAGGGACGUGAACGACGAACCCCCUUACUUCAUAAACAGGCCUCUACCCAUGCAGGCCGUCGUGCAACUAAACGCUCCCCCCAACACCCCCGUAUUCACGCUCCAGGCUCGCGAUCCCGACACGGACCACAGCAUCCACUAUUUCAUAGUGAGGGACCGCACUGGGGGGCGAUUUGAGGUGGACGAGCGGUCGGGGGUGGUUAGGACCAGAGGGACUGACCUAUUUCAGCUUGACAUGGAGUACGUUUUGUACGUCAAGGCCGAGGAUCAGAACGGAAGGGUGGAUGAUCGGAGAUACCAGUCUACUCCGGAGGAAAGGCUGUCUAUAGUGGGCGGGAAGAGGGCACCACAGUUCUAUAUGCCCAGUUACGAAGCCGAGAUACCCGAGAAUCAGAAGAAGGACUCAGACAUCAUAUCGGUGAAAGCCAAGUCCUUUGCUGAUCGAGAAAUUAGAUACACGUUGAAGGCUCAGGGACAGGGUGCUGGAACUUUUAACAUCGGUCCCACGUCCGGCAUAGUCAAGCUAGCCAAAGAAUUAGACUUCGAGGAUUUGAGACAGCCCCAUGUUUACUCACUCGUGGUCACUGCUACUGAAGACUCAGGCGGAUUCUCAACAUCAGUAGAGCUGACAAUUCGAGUGACCGACGUCAACGACAACGCCCCAAAGUUCGAGUUACCAGACUACCAAGCCCACAAUGUGGAUGAAGACAUCCCAGCUGGUACUAGUAUCCUUAAGGUGAAGGCCAUGGAUGCCGAUAGUGGCACCAACGCAGAGAUAGAGUACAUGGUAUCAGACGAUCAUUUCAGUGUGGAUCCGAGUGGAAUCAUUUCCAACAACAAACAGUUAGAUGCGGAUAACAACAACGCUUACUACGAAUUUGUGGUGACUGCGAAAGACAAAGGGGAACCAGCCAAAACGGGUACCGCUACCGUACGGGUUUACACGAAGAAUAAAAACGACGAAGAACCGAAGUUCUCGCAGCAAGUGUACACGCCUAACGUCGACGAGAACGCUGGUCCGAACACUUUGGUUACGACCGUGGUUGCUUCUGACAAAGACGGUGAUAAUGUGAGAUUUGGUUUUGUGGGAGGCGGCACCAGUUCUGGACAGUUCGUGAUAGAGGAAAUUACAGGUGUGAUCCGUUUGCACAGCAAAGCCAUAUCUCUAGAACGGGACAAAUACGAGUUAAACGUAACAGCUAUGGACGACGGCGCGUGUUGCGUCAACGGUGACGCGACGAUCCACACCAGCACCGCCGUGGUCGUCGUCUUUAUCACCGACGUAAACGAUAAUAAGCCAAUUUUUAAGGACUGCGGGACUUACUAUCCAAAAGUGGAAGAAGGCGCUCCCAAUGGUUCCCCUGUUAUCAAAGUUCACGCCACAGACGAAGACAAGGGUGUCAAUGGGCAAGUGAAGUAUUCCAUUGUCCAACAGCCUAACCAGAAAGGGACCAAAUUUACCGUGGACGAGGAAACUGGGGAGGUGUCCACCAAUAAGGUGUUUGACAGGGAAGGCGAUGAUGGAAAGUUUGUGUCUGUUACUGUUAAAGCUACAGAUCAAGGCGAACCGUCGUUAGAAGGAGUCUGUUCUUUUACUGUGGAAAUUACGGACGUGAAUGAUAAUCCCCCUCUUUUCGACAGACAGAAAUACGUGGAAAACGUGAAGCAAGACGCCAGCAUAGGCACGAACAUCCUCCGCGUGUCCGCCUCCGACGAGGACGCCGACAACAACGGCGCCAUAGUGUACACGCUGAACGCCGGUUCCAACGCGGCCGACCUCGAAUAUUUCGAGAUCCAGCCCGAGUCGGGUUGGAUAGUGCUGAAGAAACCCCUGGACCGAGACAGGUACCGUCUGCGCGUGCGCGCUUCUGAUAGAGGCACCCCACCAUCCUACGCGGACGUGGACAUUGAGUUAGACGUCGUUGACAGAAACAAUAAGCCACCACUAUGGGAUGAUGCCACGUACGGCCCCAUUCACAUCAGAGAAAAUGUCACAGUGGGUACUGUAGUGACUUCUGUGAAGGCCAGGUUGCGUGAGACCUACAAGCUGGAGGCCACCGCCCAAGACAAAGGCUACCCUCCCCUGUCCCGAUCCGUGGAAGUCCAGAUAGACGUUGUGGACCGCGCUAACAACCCUCCCGUCUGGGAUCACACAGUUUACGGCCCCAUCUUCAUCCGGGAAAACUUCCCGGUUGGGGCUAAGGUGGUGUCGGUGAAGGCAAGCUCGGGUAUCGAAAACAACCCAACGGUUUUCUACCGGUUGAUGCCUGGUUCCACAGCGCAGACCAACAAGUUCCACACUUUUUACCUGCAACAGAGGCCAGAUAAUGGCUUCACUUGGGCCGAUAUCAAGGUGAACCACCCUCUGGACUAUGAAACCAUCAAGGAGUAUAACCUGACAAUCCGUGUUGAGAACAACGGCGCCCAACAACUGGCGUCGGAGGCUACCGUGUACAUCCAAUUAGAAGACGUCAACGACGAGAUCCCAUUGUUUACCGAAAGAGAACAGGAAACCGUGCUGGAAGGCGAGCCCAUCGGCACAAAAGUCACCCAAGUGAACGCCAUCGACAAAGACGGAACGUUCCCUAAUAAUCAAGUGUACUACUACAUCGUGGACUCGCCUCGUAACGAGGGUAAAGACUUCUUCGAGAUCAACAAGGAGACCGGGGAGGUGUUCACAAAGAUCGUGUUCGAUAGGGAGAAACAGGGCGCCUACGCGCUGGAGAUCGAGGCCAGGGACGGAGCGCCAUCUGCCAGGCCGAACAGCGACAACGAACCCAAUUCAGAGUGA
This is a messenger RNA of Anoplophora glabripennis (Asian longhorned beetle), 2904 nucleotides long. RefSeq names its product neural-cadherin. The record is from RefSeq and is a predicted model, not a curated record. NCBI's taxonomy places the organism in Eukaryota, Metazoa, Arthropoda, Insecta, Coleoptera, Cerambycidae. Gene Ontology annotation, molecular function: calcium ion binding. Bases 1 to 2904 code for a protein of 967 amino acids. The transcript has 11 exons. Gene Ontology annotation, biological process: homophilic cell-cell adhesion. Gene Ontology annotation, cellular component: cell-cell junction; plasma membrane.